AUGGAGAACCUUCGCUAUUCAAAGACCUUCAUUGACGUGGAGGAGGUCAAUGAGUCAUCGGCAGUGCGGCGGGCGUACAGUGCUCCACCAGUGAUGGCUCCAUGUUUGCAGACUCCAAAGCAGUUUGUCCUUCACCAAUAUGAGCAGCGCAGGACCAAUCUACAGGUGUCGAAUUUGCAGCUUGGAUCCCAACUCCUGGCCGCAGAGGAUUCGGUGAUUUCCUGGCAGGUGGAUUUAUCGCGUGGAAGCUACGGCCAUCCAAAUAUUUGUUCGCGGCCUUGUAUCCUCUUCCUAUUCAAUAAAUGUCACAAGCACGACAGCUGUGGCUUCUGCCACAUGCCUCACGAAUCGAAGCCUCCGUGCCUCGAUAAGCAACAACGCGACUACUUGAAGGUGCUCCCAAAGGUCACGUUCCUGAAGAUGCUCGUGCCAUUUGUUGCUAAACGUGUGGAGGGCAGUGAGCUAGACGCGGCUGUCGUGCUCCAGCUAUUGAAGUCAGAAAUCUCGGUGCGUUCUUUGAGUUCUUCAGCUCCCACCGUCUAUACUCCCCGCCGGAUUGGCCUUGUCUUGGCACGGAUGAGUUUGGCUGGCUUGGUAAGUACAGCAUGCACCAUUCUGCCCCAAGACCGCUUUCCGAAGCUCAUGAAAAAGGAGCUGGAAAGGUUGCGAAAGGUUAUCCGAGCUUUUAACCUGGACACUCUUGGUUGA
This is a messenger RNA of Cladocopium goreaui, 708 nucleotides long. Lineage: Eukaryota; Dinophyceae; Suessiales; Symbiodiniaceae. The record is from the annotation of a GenBank genome assembly.